This is a messenger RNA of Aspergillus welwitschiae, 2298 nucleotides long. RefSeq names its product FAD-binding oxidoreductase. The record is from RefSeq and is a predicted model, not a curated record. The coding region runs from base 284 to 2002 and encodes 572 amino acids. The transcript is spliced from 7 exons. Gene Ontology annotation, molecular function: D-lactate dehydrogenase (cytochrome) activity; D-lactate dehydrogenase (NAD+) activity; FAD binding. Lineage: Eukaryota; Fungi; Ascomycota; Eurotiomycetes; Eurotiales; Aspergillaceae. Gene Ontology annotation, cellular component: mitochondrion. Gene Ontology annotation, biological process: lactate catabolic process.
AGCACGGCUUAUUGGGUGUGACUGGGCACCGUUGGUCACCUUAACAAUUCAUCUUCCACAGAUUCAGAGCCCUAUGACACUCGUCAAUCAAUAACCAAAGAAUAGUUCGCUUCUAGAAGCCUGUGAUCACCCUGCAUGAUCCCCCAACGACCCUGAAGAUCCCGAUAAUCUCAUCAAACCUCGGAUACCCAGUAAGGCGAACCACGGACCAUUCCAAAUUUUGUUCGUCGAUCCUCAACGGGUGAAAUUUGACUUCCCAUUUAUCAGACCACAUCACCCAGCCAUGAAGGCCUGGCAAACCAACUAUUACUACCUUCGUGCCUGCGGGCGGCGAUCAUCAUCAAACGCCUGGAGUGUCGCCCAACGACCAUCCUCACUAAGAGUCAGGGGGAGAUAUCAACAUCGAGCAAACUAUGCAACUAAUCCGCAACACCCCCCGAGGCAGCAGUCGACCACGUUGCCCAUCCUGGGGACGAUUGUCGCUACCGCGGCUGUCACGCUCCUUGCGUCUGAGGCUUGGCGCGGAAGGACGGCCAACAGUCCCGAAGAUGCUAUUAGAGAUGUGCAGUCCGGAUCAUCUAAAUAUGCGGAUGUUCCGACGAUGCUUCGGGCCGUCGAGGAGAUAAAGACAAUUAUCGGACCUGAUAAUGUAAGCGUGGACGCCGACGACAUUGAACUUCACGGAUACUCCGAAUGGUCCACGUCCAACACCACCGCACGACCAAUUGCAGUCCUCAGUCCAGCCACGACAGAGGAAGUAUCCGCGAUCGCUAAAAUAUGCACCAAGUACAAAGUUCCCAUGGUGCCUUUCGGCGCCGGAUCAAGCGUCGAAGGGAACUUCGCUGCUCCUCACUCGGGUGUCUGUAUCGACCUGUCACGGAUAAACAGGGUCAUUGAGCUGUACGAGCAGGACAUGAACGUGACGGUUCAAGCAGGUGUGCGAUGGACCGAUCUAAACGAGGAGAUCAAGUCUACUGGGCUGUUCCUACCCAUGGACCCCAGCCCUACUGCGUAUGUGGGAGGAAUGGUCGCGACCAAUUGCAGUGGCACGAAUGCUAUGCGCUACGGGACGAUGAAGGACUGGGUGGUUAAUCUCACUGUCGUGCUUCCGGAUGGUACAGUGAUCAAGACAAAACGGCGACCGCGCAAGUCUUCUGCUGGGUAUAAUCUGAAUGCACUCUUUACUGGAUCGGAAGGGACACUGGGGAUUAUCACCGAGGCUACGCUCAAACUUGCGAUCAUUCCUGAGGACAGUAGUGUUGGGAUUGCCACAUUUCCCACGGUCGGUGAUGCAACGGCCGCAGCAUCGAAGUUGAUCCGUGAUGGGGUUCCCCUCGCUGCGUUGGAAUUCAUGGACGACGUACAGAUGAAGAUCAUCAACCAGAACGGUGGUGCAGGUGGGAGAUUCUGGUCCGAAGCCCCAACACUCUUCUUGAAGUUCACCGGAUCCCGCACCGCGAUUGACGACAGCGUCCAACGCACGAAAUCCAUCCUAACCAACAACAAGGGCAAUGAGCUAGUGUUCGCAAAGUCCCGAGAGGAAGGCGAUAACUUGUGGUCUGCGAGGAAGCAGUCCCUCUGGGCCAUGCUGGCUGUGAGACCCGAAGGAACCGAAAUCUGGUCUACGGAUGUGGCUGUACCGAUCUCGCGACUGGCUGAGAUCGUUGAGCUAUCAAAAGCCGAGUCCAGUAAUUUGGGCCUGUUCUCCACGGUUCUAGGACAUGUCGGAGACGGCAACUUUCACCAAGCUGUGAUGUACAAUCCCCAGAGUCCCGAGCAAUAUCAGGCUGUCAAGGCGUGCGUCUCGAGAAUGAUGAAACGGGCGCUUGAAAUGGAGGGAACUGUAUCUGGCGAACAUGGCAUCGGAUUAGGAAAGAAGGCCUAUCUCGAGGAGGAACUCGGUACACCGACGAUGCAACUAAUGAGAGGACUGAAACGCAGCGUUGAUCCUCACUGGCUCAUGAACCCCGGAAAGGUCUUUGACGAGCACUUUGAAGGAUAGAAUCGUAUUUUCCCAGUUUGGGGCUCAAUGUACACCCCAAAACAUGAUGGCAUGAUCUUGAGGCUGCAGUAAACACCUCGGCACAAGUCUAGGUGACAGUGUAGGUUUCAAGAGAUCCGUGUGGAUCGAUCCACACCUGAUUGCUAAGCAGAAUGGAGCGAUAUUGAUUACAUACGAUCCUCAUAGUCUACCUCAUCGAUGAAUUUACGUAGCAACCUCCAAGCGAGUAGUAAAUGCAUGCGCAUUGCAACUGACUGGUGACAGAUCAGGCCAACCACGGGUUGCCCCGGGCAGCG